Molecule: messenger RNA, 805 nt
Organism: Stomoxys calcitrans (stable fly)
Lineage: Eukaryota; Metazoa; Arthropoda; Insecta; Diptera; Muscidae
Gene: RpL13A
Product: large ribosomal subunit protein uL13
Exons: 3
Coding region: 68-685 (205 amino acids)
Biological process (GO): negative regulation of translation; translation
Cellular component (GO): cytosolic large ribosomal subunit; ribosome
Molecular function (GO): mRNA binding; structural constituent of ribosome
Source: RefSeq, a predicted model, not a curated record
GUGAAAUGUCAAAUUUUCAAGAUGGCCGCUUCCGUUUUAUGAAUUUCUUUCCGUGCGGUUCUUAAACAUGACUGGUUUAACGAAUAGGGCCGUUGUUAUUGAUGGUCGUGGCCAUUUGGUCGGCCGUUUGGCUUCAGUCGUUGCCAAAUACCUGUUGCAAGGUGGCAAAGUUGCUAUUGUCCGUUGCGAAGAAUUGAACCUCUCUGGUCAUUUCUACAGAAACAAGAUCAAGUAUUUGGCUUACUUGCGCAAACGUUGCAAUGUCAACCCUGCCCGUGGUCCAUUCCACUUCCGUGCUCCCUCCAGAAUCUUCUACAAAGCUGUUAGAGGUAUGAUCCCACACAAAACUAAGCGCGGUCAAGCUGCUUUGGCUCGUCUCCGCGUCUUCGAUGGUAUUCCAUCGCCCUACGAUAAGCGUCGUCGUGUCUGCGUACCCAUUGCCAUGCGUGUGUUGACUUUGCGCUCUGACCGUAAAUACUGUCAAUUGGGCCGCUUGUCCAGUGAAGUCGGCUGGCACCACCAAGAUGUUGUCAAGAGCUUGGAACGCAAACGCAAGGCCAAAUUGCAGGUCACCUUGAAACACAACAGACUCAUGAAGAAGUUGACCGUCAAGGCUCGCGAAAACAUUGCCAAGCAAGCCGAACCCUUCAACAAAAUCAUCAAGUCCUACGGUUACGAAUGUUAAUUUUCGUAUAGACUACUUUAUAAUAGCAUAGGUGUGAGUUUUUUUUAUGAAAAAAACGUGAAAAAAUGGGACGGCCUGAUAAAAAUGUUUUUAAUAAAAGAAUUAAGUUAAAAAACAAAA